This is a messenger RNA of Lodderomyces parapsilosis, 519 nucleotides long. RefSeq names its product mitochondrial 54S ribosomal protein bL21m. The coding region runs from base 1 to 519 and encodes 172 amino acids. NCBI's taxonomy places the organism in Eukaryota, Fungi, Ascomycota, Pichiomycetes, Serinales, Debaryomycetaceae. Gene Ontology annotation, cellular component: mitochondrial large ribosomal subunit; ribosome. Gene Ontology annotation, molecular function: structural constituent of ribosome. The record is from RefSeq and is a predicted model, not a curated record. The transcript has a single exon.
AUGUCACUCUUAUUCAGUCGAACGGCAAGGCUUAUACGACCAACAUGCUACAAUCCCAUCAUUAGGUUUCAAAGUACGAUUGCUGCCUCCAGUAAAGUCACUGCCAAUCCGUCACUAACAAACUCGUUUCCAAGGCAAGACAUUUACAAUAAUAUAUCAGCGCUCAAACUAUCAUCGAAUGGAUCAAAGGAUUUGUACGCGGUCAUGAGAUUGUACAAUAUGCCUUACUUGGUCACCAAAGGUGACAAGAUAUACUUACCUUACAAGAUGAAAAAUGUCAAAGUUGGCGAUGUUUUGAACUUGAAUGAUGUGACAACAUUGGGAUCUACUACUCACACUUUGAACAUCAACAGUGGCAUAGACCCUUCCAUUUACGAAUUGCAAGCAAGUGUUGUUGAAAUAACUAGAGAACCUCUUUACCAAGUGGUGAAGAAGAAGCCAAGGUGUAGAAGAACAAAAACCACCAAUGUCGAACCUUAUCAAACCGUGUUGAGAAUCAAUGAGCUAAGAUUAAAGUAA